AUGGAGAUCAGCGCUCUCUACAUCAGACUGUUGAUGACCAUCAUGAUUCAUCUGGGUGUACAGGAUGAGAAAGUUGCUGGUCCUGUGAUCCUGGAGAGUCCUGCUGUUCCUGUGUUAAUGGAAGAAACUGUGACUCUGAGCUGCAGAAGCAAAAUUCCAUCUUCCAACUUCAAAGCUGAUUUCUACAAAGACGGAUUUUUCACCCACAGAAGCUCCACAGGAAGCAUGACCAUCCAGAGAGUUUCCAAGUCAGAUGAAGGACUUUACAAGUGUAGCAUCUCAGGAGCUGGAGAAUCACCAGAGAGCUGGCUGAAAGUCACAGAUUCUCAAAAUGUAAAUUACACGAUUAAUCCAGACAAAGAAGCGUGCCAUUCCUCCUCUGCUGCCACACCUUGGAUCAUUGCCACCAUUUUAGUCAGUGCUCUGUUGGUGGCAGUGGGACUGUAUCACUUUGGCAAAGGUUACUGUAAGAAAGAGGCUGGCUCAGUGGAAGAAGGCAGAGCAACAUAUUCUGCUGUAAGAAAGACAAGAGAAGCAGGACCCAGCAGAGCGAUGUCCUCAGCAGGUCCCUGCCAACCCACUGCAGUGGAUCCCUUCUAUUCUGUAAUACAGUUGAAGAGAGAGAACUGUCUGAAGAUUUAA
Messenger RNA from Oreochromis aureus, 642 nucleotides. RefSeq lists its product as uncharacterized. Bases 1 to 642 code for a protein of 213 amino acids. The record is from RefSeq and is a predicted model, not a curated record. Lineage: Eukaryota; Metazoa; Chordata; Actinopteri; Cichliformes; Cichlidae. The transcript has 7 exons.